This is a messenger RNA of Xyrauchen texanus (razorback sucker), 2174 nucleotides long. Its product is annotated as PDZ and LIM domain protein 3-like. The record is from RefSeq and is a predicted model, not a curated record. Bases 177 to 1124 code for a protein of 315 amino acids. Gene Ontology annotation, molecular function: actin binding; muscle alpha-actinin binding. Gene Ontology annotation, cellular component: filamentous actin; Z disc; adherens junction. NCBI's taxonomy places the organism in Eukaryota, Metazoa, Chordata, Actinopteri, Cypriniformes, Catostomidae. The transcript has 7 exons. Gene Ontology annotation, biological process: muscle structure development; heart development; actin cytoskeleton organization.
AUUCACAGACAGGCACUGACUUCCAAUCCUUGUUGAGUGAGUGAUUGGUUCAGGGUAGGCGGGACAGAGCUGAUUAUUUUGUUCUGGCUGCAGUUCUUCAGCCCACAAAUAAAAAGAGACAGUACUGAAGAACUAAGAAGUUCAACUUUGGGAAAGAAGGUAAAGAAAAGACAGUAAUGCCACAGAACGUGGUGCUGGAUGGGCCAGCCCCUUGGGGAUUUCGGCUUUCAGGAGGUAAAGACUUCAAUCAGCCGUUGACCAUAACACGGGUGACACCAGGCAGUAAAGCAUCACAAGUCAAUCUGUGCCCAGAAGACAUCAUCCUGGAAAUCCAGGGAGUUUCUGUAGAGGGUAUGACUCAUGCUGAAGCUCAGAACAAGAUCAAAGACUCCACCAAUCAGCUUUUCCUCAAGAUAGAGAGGCCAGAAACUAAACUCUGGUCCCCUAAAGUUGUAGAAGAGGGAAAAGUGAACCCAUUCAAAAUCAAUUUAGAGGCAGAAAAUCAAGAGUAUAAACCUAUCGGCACAGGCCAUAACAGAAGAGCACAGCCCUUUAUGGCUGCUGCCAGCCUGGAUGACAACAAGCAGGUUGUGAGCUCCACCUACAACACACCCAUAGGCCUCUACUCUACAGAUAACAUCCAGGAUGCCCUGCAAGGACAGAUCCGGAGUCUGAUGCAUGAAAAGCCUGAGGGCCAUAAAACGCUGACAUCCAUCGAAGACUCCCAUGUGUACCGUAUGCUUCAGGAAGACCACGAGCAGCCACAUGAACCACGCCAGUCUGGCUCAUUCAAGGCCUUGCAAGACUUUGUAGAGAGUGAUGGCACAAAGCCCCUAGUGACUAGAAGUGUAAAGGCCCCAGUGACAAAGCCCCAAGCUGGCACAUCCUCAUUGCAGAAGCUGCCGCUCUGUGAUAAAUGUGGCAACGGCAUUGUUGGACCAGUGGUGAAAGCCCGGGACAAGUACCGUCACCCGGCCUGUUUCGUGUGCGCAGACUGUGGCAUGAACAUGAAGCAGAAGGGCUACUUCUUUGUGGAAGGACAGAUGUACUGUGAAACCCAUGCUCGAAUCCGAAUGGUUCCACCUGAGGGACACGACCUAAUUACCGUAUAUCCCACUGCUUAGAGGGACAGCACAACUCAAACAUUAACUUAUAUUAAAUGAUUUCACAUAAAAAUUAAAAUUCUGUCAUUAUUUACUCACCCUGUUUUAAUUUAAAACGUAUGACUUUCUUUCUGCUACUGAACACAAAAGGAUAUAUAUUUUUAAAAUGUCAUGAUCGCUGAUUUCCAUACAAUAGCAGUUGAUAGUGACUAGUGACUCACUCUAAAGCUUGAAAAAGCACACAAAAGUGUCAUAUUCCAUCUUCUAAAGGAUUAAAAUCACUUUGUAUGAGGAACAGACCAAAAUUAAGUUCUCAAAUACAGUCAUUGAACGACUCUUAAAGAGUGUAAAGCUCAAAUAUGGCGACACGUCAAUAACAUCAAACCUCAUUGGUUCUUGUGUCAUGACUCCAUGACAUUUGGUCAUAAGACGCGCAAGAAUCAAUGAGGUUUGACGUCAUUGAGAUGUAGCCAUAUUUGAGUUGUUUACUACUGUUAUUUGCACCGUUUACGAGUUGAUCAAUGAUUUGAUUUGAGAGUGAACAAAGACUUGAAUUUCCAUCUGUUCAUCAUACAAGGUAACUGUAUGCCUUCAGAAGACUUGGAAUACGACACACGGGUGCAUGGACUAUCUUUAUGAACAUUUUGAGUGAUUUUCUAACCAUUGAAGUGUCACUUUCAACUGCCAUUGUAUGGAAAUCAGCGAUUGUGGCAUUCUUUAAAAUGUAUCUUGAGUUCUGCCGAAUAAAAGAAAGUCAUAUGGAAUGAGGGUGAGUAAGGAAUGCCAUCAUUUUCAUAAUUAGGUGAACUUUGACUAUGGUUUAAAUGUCAAAACUUCUCAUUGCUUACACUUAUUACUUCUUGAUGUUCCAUUAAAAUACAAUAUCUGGGUAAUGUAAGCAUAAAGCACACAUCCAUAAUUCAGAGGGGGGUUUAGUAUAUCAGCAUCAGGCCAUAGUAAAAAAGGAAUACUUUUUUUUAAUGGACAUAUUGACUUUUCAUUUACCCAAUAUUGCCUGUGCUGUAUUUUGUGUUUCUUACUCUAUGUAAAUUAAAGCCACCUCUAAGAACA